AUGAGUGGAGCGCGUCGUCGUCGGACAUCGAAACCUCGAGAAGACGAUUCCAGUUCAUCGUCAGGUAUUCAAACCACUCCAAAACCAAAAAAAAGGUAAGAUUUCAGGUUUAAUUUUGUGAAUAUUAUAUUAAACUUGCCAGUCGUUUUGGAAUUUUUCUUAUUUUUUGUUUUUAGGUAACAACUCUUAUUUUUUCUUUAAUUAUAGGUUAGCAAAUUUAGGUUUUGGGUAAUAUUCUUUAUAUUUCUUUUCAGUUUCACUGAAGUAGCGCCAGAUCAGCCAGUCCAUGUUGCUCAAGACUCAUUAUUUAGUUCAAGCUCGGGAUGGACAAAUUAUCAAGGAUUCUUUAACCUUGCCAUUCUUUUACUUGUAAGUUUUUUUUAAUUUUAAGCUUGUUUGAGGUAAUUUUAGGUUUGAUAGGCGUUUUCGACCCAAAGGUAAUGUUUUAGGGUUAUAAUUUGAUUUCGAGCUUAAAAUAAGUUUAAUACUCAACCCAUUCAUCAUAAUUUUCUUUCAGGUCGUAUCCAAUGGUCGAGUAGCUCUAGAAAACCUAAUAAAAUACGGAAUCCUUAUCAACCCCCUGGACUGGGUCGGAUGGGCUCCAUUAACACCGUGGCAUUGGCCAAACAUUGCCAUAAUGCUUGGCACCAACAUCUCCAUCAUAUUGUCGUUGCUGGUCGAGAAGUUCAUGGCAGUAGGCUACGGUGGAUACAGAUUCUCUGUGGUUUUCUACACAAUUCUUAUGAUUUCUCACUUUGUCAUUCCGGCUAUCAUAUCAACGAAGAUCGACUCGAAUCCACUUUACAAUUGCUGGACAUUGACUUUGGUUGUUAUUGAAGGAUUGAAGCUGGUUUCUUAUGCUCAAGUCAAUUAUUGGUGUCGAACGGCUUAUAGGGAGGGGAAAAUUGUAAGGUUUUUAUAAAUUUUUAGGUAUUAUAAAAUAUUUUUAUAGAUGUUUGUGUAAUAUGAGGUACAUUACUUAACGUUAUAGAGUAUUAUACCUAAUAUGACAAAUGAAUUUUAGGCUUGAAUAUAAGUUUUCUUUUCAGAAGCAACAAGACAAUCCCCACAAUUACCCAAACAACUUGACCAUUUCGAAUGUAUACUACUUUAUGGCAGCUCCAACAUUGUGCUACGAGCUCAGAUUUCCACGAACUCCAAUGCAAAGGAAACGAUUUUUAGUGAAAAGAGUCGUUGAGGUAAGUUCAUCAUGAUUAUUUGGAAAAGUACCCAAACUGCAUUCCUUUGUCUACGUAAGACAAAGGAAUGCUAUUUAAAUUACCUUUUUUUAGUUCAUUACUUUCUCCUUCAUCAUCGUCGCUCUCUGUCAACAAUGGGUAAUGCCGUUGGUUAAGAACAGUAUCGGACCGUUUUCGGAAAUGGACUUUAAGCGUUGUUUGGAGAGGGUAUUGAAACUGGCAAUUCCAAAUCAUUUGCUAUGGCUGCUGGGAUUUUACACCAUCUUUCAUUCUGGACUUAACCUAUUGGCAGAAAUUUUGAGAUUCGGCGACAGAGAGUUUUACUUGUAAGUUUUUAGGCUUAAAAUGGAAUUUUAAAUAAUAUAAUUUUAGGUAUAAAAAUCAAAUUUUAGACUUAAAAACUAAGUUUUAGGCUUAAAAAAGAAUUAAAUUUUUUAAAUUCCAGGGACUUUUGGAACGCGGAAACAAUUUCCUAUUUCUGGCGCACAUGGAACAUGCCAGUCCAUCGAUGGUGUGUAAGACAUGUCUUCCGGCCGAUCGUCAACAAUGGCUAUUCGAAAAUCACCGCCGCCAUAGUGGUUUUCUUGAUUUCAGCGUUCUUCCACGAAUAUAUUGUAGGUUUUUACUUCUUUUUGGAUUUUUUGUUGUUUUAGGUGCUUUUGUCAAUUAAGUACUGUGCACGGCAACUUGAAACAGGGGAACUCCUGUAUAACGAACUGUUGUAUACCUAAACUUCUUUAUAACAAACAACUUAAAAACACUGAGCGAUUCGUUGUACAGGAGUUUUAACGUAUUAAAUUUGAACUAAACAUGACAUCUUGAUUACAUUGACAUUAUUUUAGGUAUCAGUACCCCUACACAUGUUCCGUCUAUGGGCUUUCAACGGAAUGUUGGCCCAAAUCCCCCUGUCAAUCCUCACGGACAAAUUCUUCAAAGGUGGACGAUCCGGCAACAUUAUCGUGUGGCUAUCGUUGAUUCUGGGACAACCAAUGGCGAUAUUAAUGUACGUUCACGAUUGGUACCUGAUAAAUCAUCCAGGACACACACCAGUCCCAAUUAAUCAGACCAUUCCACAUAUUUAG
Bursaphelenchus okinawaensis is the source of this 2281-nucleotide messenger RNA. Lineage: Eukaryota; Metazoa; Nematoda; Chromadorea; Rhabditida; Aphelenchoididae. The record is from the annotation of a GenBank genome assembly.